AUGAGCAGACUCAAAUGGAAAAAUUUAGAAAAACCGCUUUCGGAACCAAUUCUGGAAGUAGUUCAGAAUGUUUUUAAGUUUAAAAUAAUGACGCCAGUACAGAGCGCAACGAUUCCGCUACUUUUAUCAUGUAAAGAUGUUGCUGUUGAAGCUGUAACUGGAUCGGGAAAAACUUUAGCUUUCAUCACUCCAAUGUUAGAACUUCUUCUCAAAAGACAUCGAAAUGAGUCAUGGCGAAAGAAUGAAGUUGGAUCAAUCGUCAUUUCUCCAACACGAGAGUUGGCGACACAAACGGGCGAAGUUCUUCAAAAAUUUCUCGAGAAUAAAAAUUUAAGUUUAUUCACACAGAAGCUUUUGGUAGGUGGAACAAGUGUCGAUGAUGAUGUGAAAAAUCUAGAAAAUGAUGGAGCUCAUAUUAUCAUUUGUACGCCGGGAAGAUUGUUGGAUUUAUUAGAACGAAAUGACAACUUAAAACUCGCUGGAAGAGUGAAGAGUUUGGAACUAUUAAUAUUCGAUGAAGCUGAUCGUCUACUAGAUUUAGGCUUUGAAGUCGCAAUCAACUCAAUUCUCAGUUAUUUACCUCGACAAAGACGAACCGGACUUUUCUCAGCUACACAAACGAAAGAGUUGUCUGACUUCUUUCGAGCUGGUCUCAGAAAUCCAAUAUCUGUAAAUGUUAAAGAGAAAGCAAAUGUCAACACUCCGAAAUUACUUAAAAACUUUUACAUGAUUGUGGAACCAGAACAGAAAUUAAACUUUCUUAUGAAAUUCAUUGAAGAUCGUGAGAUUAAGAAAGCUUUAAUUUUCCUUCCAACUUGUGCUUGUGUUGAAUAUUGGUCAAAAAUCUUUUCUAACCUUUUGGAUUCAUUAAAAAUUCUUUCAAUUCAUGGUAAAAUGAAAAAGAAACGCGGAGAAAUCCUCAAGAAAUUUCGGGAAUUUGCAAAUGUUUUUCUACUUUGCACCGAUGUGAUGGCAAGAGGUGUCGACAUAAAUGAGUUAGAUUGGGUGAUUCAAUGGGAUCCACCAUCAAAUGCUUCUGCUUUCGUUCAUCGUGUAGGAAGAACAGCGCGACAAGGUUCUGAAGGCAAUGCACUCAUCAUGUUGUUGCCAACUGAAGCUGCUUAUGUUGAGUUCCUAACGAAAAACCAAAAAGUAACAAUGGAAAAAGUUGAAGUUGAUGAAUCUUGGAGUGGAAAUCUUUCAUUUGUUAACUCUAAAAUUCACAAGCUUCAACAGAGCGACAAGAAUAUUUUUGAUAAAGCAACAACAGCUUUCGUGUCGCACGUUAAAGCUUACAGCAAACACGAUUGCAGUUUACUUUUAAGGGUUAAAGAUCUUGAUUUGGGAAAAGUUGCGACAUCUUAUGGACUCUUGCGACUUCCUAAAAUGCCUGAAAUGAAAGAAAAAUUCCACAAAACGUUUAUUGCUCCGGAAAACAAAGUUGACAUCAACAGUCUUGAAUACAAGAACAAGCAGAAGCAACAAGCAUAUCGUAAGAAGCAGGAAGUUUAUCAAAAAACUGGAGAAUGGCCUGGAAAGAAGAUCAUAACGAAGAAACAUGAAUCUUGGACAGACUCAAAGCAAAAACGAGAAUUUAAAAAAGAAAAUCGUAAGAAGCGGCAAGAAGUGAAAAAGUCAAUCAAUGAAAUGAAAGCCAGCGGAGUUUCAGUGAUUGCAAAGAAAAGAAAAAACCAAUACACAAAAGAUGAUCUCGAUGAGCUCGUCAAAGAUUUUGUUGCCAUCAAAAAGUUUAAAAAGAAUAAAAUUAGUAAAGAAGAAUUGGACCAUGAAAUUGGAUUUGACAGUGAAACUGAUCAAUGA
Messenger RNA from Clunio marinus, 1821 nucleotides. The record is from the annotation of a GenBank genome assembly. NCBI's taxonomy places the organism in Eukaryota, Metazoa, Arthropoda, Insecta, Diptera, Chironomidae.